AAAUUUAAAAAUUUUUCAUAUAUAUAUAUAUUGACCAUAACAAAAAAGGAGUAAGACAGUAACCUUCCUUUAGGUUUCAAAAAGAUAUUGACCUCCCGGGGUUUUAAAAAUCUCACAAAUCUUCUCUCACAUUUGCUUUUUGAGACUAUUAUAUCCCUCAAAAUUCUUAUGUUUUAUAAACUAUAGAGGAAGAUUAGUAUUUUUUUGGCAAAACCUUGGGAGUUCAUUAUUAUUAUUUUUUUUCCUAAACUUGAAAUCUUGUCAAAUUCCCGAAGAAACAAAGUGAUGAAAUUUACGGCUCGUGUCUGUCUCUUUGCUCUCUCCAUCCUUUGCAAUAAGAAAUUAGGCCUUUGGGAUGGAUAGCAUACUCCUUCCACAGAUCCUCUUACAAUAAAAUCACUCUAAAUAAUAUGAAUAUAGGUAGAUUGCACCGUGGGAGAUCAUGGUCACGGUGGGAGGAGGAUCUAAAUUUUUUCCCUCCAUCAAGCCGUCGUUGCAUCAUUUCCCACUCCUCUAGCGACUAUGAAGUCAGAAACAUCCUCCUCCUCCCCACCAAAGCCACCGCAGGCGCAACUUAACCUCCACCAUGCUUUCACCAACCUCCAAAGCCACUGCUCUGGCUUCCUCCACCAAUUCUCCCCUUCUCUGCCCCAGCAUCGCCCUCAGAAUCUCUUCAGCCACAGCUUUAAUUCUCUCAAAACCCACAUCGAAUCUGCUCUCUCCAACCUCGGAAACCAAGCGACUCGAGCCUCCGACGCUGCAUGUUCGAGAUUCGGGUCCGGUUCUGGUUCUGGAUCUUCUCUUACUGCCAAAACCCCAGUCUGGGCUUGGAUUGCUGAAAGGAAUGAAAGCCAGUUCAAGUGGCUUCGCCGUUCGGGCGCUGCUAUGUCGACGAAGGCCAUUGAAGAGCGGUUGGCGGGUGUGCCUGUCUACGCACUCAGCAAUUCCUCGGAGGAGUUCGUGUUAGUUUCGGGCAUCAGAAGUGGAAAGUCUCUUGGGCUGUUUUGUUUCAAAAAGGAGGAUGCAGAGGCGCUUCUUGAACAGAUGAAAUCUAUGGACCCCACAAUGCGGCAAGGAUCCAAAGUUGUUGAGGUUGCUCUGAACAAGGUUUUUCAGCUCCAGGUCGAUGGAGUGGCCUUUAGGUUGAUACCAGAGGCUUCCCAAAUCAAGAAUGCUGUUAAGGAGUGGCAAAAGGUUGGUGUUUCUGAUGAAGGAUUCCCUGGGGUUCCAGUUUUCCAGUCAAGGAGCUUAAUAUUGAAGAGCCAAGACAAGAGAUAUCGCCCCCUUUUUUUCAGGAAGGAAGACCUGGAAAAGUCUUUACUAAGAGCUUCGCAACAGCAGAGGCAAUUAAAUCCUGCUUUAAGACAAGGAGAUAUUCUGGUUGCUGUUCUGGAGGAAAUAAUAAAGGGGAUGAAGGAUAGUUCUACUUCGAAGUGGGAUGAUGUCGUAUUUGUCCCUCCUGGUUUUGAUGUUUCAACUGAUCCCUCGCAGCUAUGAGAAAAUUUUAGAAGGAUUGUUGACAGCAUUUUGACUAAUUCAAGGGUGUGAUUUUUGAUGUUACAGUGUUUUGUUUUUCCUUUUCUGAUGUGGCAUUAUAUUAUACAGUAUAAUUGAAUACUUUUGAGUGGGCUGUGGAAAUUUUGCCAUGUAACUGAUAUAGCAAAUUGCAACAAUCCUAGACCAGUCAGAAAUGAAAUUUAUUCUCUUUUGAUGCUGAA
This is a messenger RNA of Malania oleifera, 1718 nucleotides long. RefSeq names its product protein TIC 22-like, chloroplastic. The coding region runs from base 523 to 1497 and encodes 324 amino acids. Gene Ontology annotation, biological process: protein transport. The record is from RefSeq and is a predicted model, not a curated record. Gene Ontology annotation, cellular component: chloroplast. Lineage: Eukaryota; Viridiplantae; Streptophyta; Magnoliopsida; Santalales; Ximeniaceae. The transcript has 7 exons.